This is a messenger RNA of Lactuca saligna, 330 nucleotides long. The record is from the annotation of a GenBank genome assembly. NCBI's taxonomy places the organism in Eukaryota, Viridiplantae, Streptophyta, Magnoliopsida, Asterales, Asteraceae.
AUGAAUACAUUAUUCCCUAUAAUUUUGGUCAACACCACCAGAUUUAUAAGGAUUGAUGUUGUGAUUCGAGCAAUCGUGUUUCACUUCUCCACCGGUAAAAUUGAAGAACGAAAUCAAUUCAUCUCGCCACUCAGAAUUCUUUCUCCUUUCUCUAAAUUCUCUUCCAUAACCAACCAUUCCACCAUCCCUUUUUCCUCGUUAACUUCAAUCCCACCAACGCAGAGCAAUUAUGCGAAAUACCUGAGGUGCGAGGUGAUUUCUCGAGGGCUGAGGAGUAUUACAGCUGAGCAAUCCUGGCAAACCCUAGAGAUGGAAAUGCUUUAUCUUUAA